Molecule: messenger RNA, 3648 nt
Organism: Chinchilla lanigera (long-tailed chinchilla)
Lineage: Eukaryota; Metazoa; Chordata; Mammalia; Rodentia; Chinchillidae
Gene: Ect2l
Product: epithelial cell transforming 2 like
Exons: 22
Coding region: 233-3109 (958 amino acids)
Molecular function (GO): protein binding; guanyl-nucleotide exchange factor activity
Source: RefSeq, a predicted model, not a curated record
GCCUCCAUUCUGUAGCACUGAACCUAUAAACCCGUGAGCACACGGAGUGUGUGAACUUACCAGACCAGCUGGGCGUGCCUGUCCCUGUCGCUCCAGUGCACGGAUUUCCUCAGAGCCUGCCGGGACCUGCGCUCUCCGUGUCCUUGCCGCCUCAGGGAAUACACACGGCUCGUGUGCGGAAUGUCUGUGCAGCCCUGCGUUUCCUAGAAGUGGAAGAAAAUUAUUUGCUGAGAUGUCAGGUGGGAAUUCUUCACGCGAAAUCCUGGAAAUGGAGAGCUGCCGCACAAGAUUCAGCGCCUGGACACCUUUUAGCAACACGUCAUUAAACAGACAGCUCUUUCAGGAAAGGGUUGCUCUUAUAAGUCAUUGGUUUGACCUCUGGACCAACAAGCAGCGCCAAGAAUUCUUAUUCACAAUUUUUCUACGAUGCACUAAAGCACAAUUAAGCUUUGUCCAAGACUGGUUUUCAAAAAGGAAGCAAGUGGCCAGAGUGGAUUUCUCUACCGUGCUUCCGCGCUUCAUCUCUCUGCGUAUCUUUUCCUUCCUGAAUCCCAAAGAUCUGUGCGCCGCCGCCCAAGUCAGCUGGUCCUGGAAGUUUCUAACUGAGCAGGACUGCUUAUGGAUGCCCAAGUGCGUCAAGUUCGGGUGGUUCCUGCCCUACACUCCAGCAGACAAGGAGUACGGUGCGUGGAAGCACCAUUACAUCGCCUGUGUGUCCGACUUAGACUGGCUGACACCCAGAGAAGCCGCCUCUGUGUAUGGGGCCCUGAAUGAACCCAAAACAGAGGAAGAGGAGCUCCAAGAGAGGCUAAAGGAAAAGUGCCUCAGGAAGAUACUCUGGAAGAAAAUUGCACUUUGUAAGAAGGAGUCACUCAGAGUUCGCCCACCUUGGGGCAGCGGGGCAGGCUACUCCCGAGGGUUCACAUCCAAAGGCCACCCUCGUGUCUACCGGAUGGCAAGGGAUCAAGCGGGAUUACAGGGAGCCUUGGAGAAAGAGCUUGUUUUGGCAUCUUUAGAAGUUUUGCCCAAACGAAACAACGUUUCUGGAAGCCAUUCCUACCCUUCAUUAUCAGAGAAAACUUGGCCUGGAGUUCACAGAAAGGACGACAGCUCUGCAUGUACUUUCCAGCCACACUUCAUACUAAUAUCGUCUCGGGUUCCUGCAUAUGAGCUGGUGGUGGACAGCGUGCAGGCUGGGGUCCUCUCUGUGGUGUACGAGCACAGCGGCAUGACCCUGGACGGCCUGCUUUACCUCACAGAGAAAGCACUGGCUGGGCGGAAGGCGCGGAGUGUGGGGAUAUUCAGUGACGGGGACAGUGAAGAAAUCAACUUACUGCAAGGCUAUAAAAUUGGUAUUAAAAAUUUACUGAGGCCUGAAGUGAGAGACUUCUGGGAGAAAUUGGGAAGUUAUGUGGCCACCGAGGAAGAAGGGGGACACGUGGACCUCUUUGUGCCGCUCGGAGCAUCAGAGGCCGGCGUGGAAGCCCUUUCUCAGCUGUCUCAGCUCACGGGCACGCUCUUUACCGCCCCCGCGGGGAUCGCCACCGGCUCCUACCAACACAUUCUCAGUGAGUGGCUGGGACCGCCGGGAGUCGGGGAUCCGCCUUCUGUGUACUUCAGCGAACCCAAGCUGCAGACCUGGGCCCGCUGGGCUGAGCUCCUGGAAGACGCCCUGAAGCCAGUGAGGAAGCAGCUCGGUCCGCUGCUGAAGGAACUGCAGACGGGCAUCAGCGCCAGGAUGGUUGGGCAAAUCAUGUUUGACUCCAUGAGCAUGGCCGACGUUCUGAGUAACCACGAUACUGCACAAGCUCUGGCAGAUGGACUGGCAGAGCUGUCAAAAGAACAUUCUGACAAACCCCUGGAGUUCUUGUCAAAUUUUCUGCUGAAGACAAGUAAAAAGAGUAAAGACUGGGAAGGGAGUGUUCCUCUGACAACAUGUGACUCUGAAGAGACACUCGGUUCAUUCAGGAAGAAAAGAAAUGUGAUAGCAGAUGACUCUCAGGACACCAAGUCAAGGCUGAGCAAAAGUGAUCUCAACUUUGAGGGUCUGGUCAAGCUGGAGGCGAGGCUGCGGGCCGGCUGCGGGGACGCGCGGACGGCGGCGGCCCGGGAGCUGCUGCGCAGCGAGAGGCGCUACGUGCAGACGCUGGCCGCCGUGAGGGACGUUUACGCGACGCCGCUGAGGGCCGCGCUGUCGGCGAACAGAGCGAUUCUGAGCGCCGCGAACAUCCGGGUCAUUUUCUCCGAUGUGCUGCGGAUUUUACGUCUGAACAGGCAGUUUCUGAAUAAGCUGGGAGACAGACUACAGGAUUGGGGCCCAGCCCACUGUGUCGGGGAAAUAUUUAUAAAGUUUGGGAGCCAGUUGAAUACGUACACCAAUUUCUUCAACAACUACCCCGUUGUUCUGAGAACUAUCGAGAAGUGCAGAGAAACCACACCAGCAUUCCGAGCUUUCUUGCAGAGGCGCGAUAAGACCAUAGCCACCAACAUGCUGAGCCUGCCGGAGCUGCUGCUGUGCCCAUCCCGGAGAUUUGACGAGUACCUGAGUCUUCUCUACGCUCUGAGGCUGCACACUCCUGCAGAACAUGUUGGCCGUGGGGAGCUGACCGCUGCAACUGACCAGAUCAAAAAAUAUAAAGAUUAUCUCGAUCAGAUAAAGGAAAACAUCAAGAUGAAGGAGCAGCUGUCAGAGGUUCAGAGCCUCGUCUGGGGAUGCCCUACUCUAUCAGAAGUAAACAGAUAUCUGAUCAGAGUCCAAGAUGUGGUCCAACUUCACUGUCCUAAUGAGGAAAUAAGUUUCUCUCUAAGGUUCUAUGAACAAAUCCGAGACCUCACGCUUUUCCUCUUCAACGACGCACUGCUUAUUUCUCAUCGGCACGUGUCUCAUGCUCCAUUUGAAAGGACUUCAAAAGCCACCUACCAGUUUACGGCAUCAGUGGCCCUUCACAGGCUCCUCAUAGAAGAUAUCCCGGAUUCCAAGUAUGUCAAGAAUGCAUUUAUUCUUCAAGGUCCAAAACAUGAAUGGAUUUGUGCUACUGAGGUGGAGGAUGAUAAAUUCCUCUGGUUGUCAGUACUCCAAAGGGCAAUCAGAAGCAGCAUGGAGAAGUGAGGCUGGACUGCAGGAAAACAUCAGGAAUGCCAAUUCUCUCUGACAAGAGUGGACAAUGUGUAUGUUGCUCUAGAACAUCCAGUGAGAAGCAGAAAGAUUAUUUGUCAUGGAUGACGACGGCAUGAACUAGGAUGGUCCAUAAGGUUUAAACUUUACCAUCUUGAUGAAAUUACGCAGAAUGUGUAAGAACAAUGGGUCUAAAAUUUUGAACCACUUUUUUGGUAGUUAUCUUUCAUGGAUAACACUAUUUAAAAUAAUUUGAUGUGAUAAAUUCUAGGAGAACAAGUAUACUGUGUGAAGCUUGCAAAAAAUGAUCUCAUGAGAAAUAAAGCCAGAAUAAAAAAUGUUAUUAAAUGACCAUUCUAAAAAAAAAAAAAAAAAAUUUGAUUUAUCAAUCAACUUUAAAAUUUUCAUGAAACAAUUACUGAUUUAAAAAUACACAGGUCAUUAUAAAUGGCAACUUUCUCAAACACUUGUCAAGUAUUCUUAAUAUGAAUGUACUUCUCUAGAGAGCAUUAAAAUUAUACUAUUACAAAGAA